Vigna angularis (adzuki bean) is the source of this 1951-nucleotide messenger RNA. Its product is annotated as ATP synthase subunit beta, chloroplastic. Gene Ontology annotation, molecular function: ATP hydrolysis activity; ATP binding; proton-transporting ATP synthase activity, rotational mechanism. The coding region runs from base 1 to 1497 and encodes 498 amino acids. Gene Ontology annotation, biological process: proton transmembrane transport; proton motive force-driven mitochondrial ATP synthesis. Lineage: Eukaryota; Viridiplantae; Streptophyta; Magnoliopsida; Fabales; Fabaceae. The record is from RefSeq and is a predicted model, not a curated record. The transcript has a single exon. Gene Ontology annotation, cellular component: chloroplast thylakoid membrane.
AUGCGAAUAAAUCCUACUACUUCCGGUCCUGAAAUUUCUUCGAUUGAAAAAAAAAAUCUGGGACAUAUUGACCAAAUAAUCGGUCCGGUACUAGAUGUAGCCUUUCCCCCGGGGCAGAUGCCUAAUAUUUACAAUGCUCUGGUAGUUACGGGUCGAGAUACUGUUGGUCAACAAAUUAAUGUGACUUGUGAAGUACAGCAAUUAUUAGGAAAUAAUCGAGUUAGAGCUGUAGCUAUGAGUGCUACAGAUGGCCUAAAGAGAGGAAUGGAAGUUAUUGACACAGGAACUCCCCUAAGUGUUCCAGUAGGCGGAGCAACUCUAGGACGAAUUUUCAACGUGCUUGGAGAGCCGAUUGAUAAUUUAGGUCCUGUAGAUACUCGUACAACAUCUCCCAUUCAUAGAUCUGCGCCUACCUUUAUACAAUUAGAUACAAAAUUAUCUAUUUUUGAAACAGGAAUAAAAGUAGUAGAUCUUUUAGCUCCUUAUCGUCGUGGAGGAAAAAUAGGACUUUUCGGUGGAGCUGGAGUGGGUAAAACAGUACUUAUUAUGGAAUUGAUCAAUAACAUUGCCAAAGCUCACGGAGGUGUAUCUGUAUUUGGCGGAGUAGGUGAGCGUACUCGCGAGGGAAAUGAUCUUUAUAUGGAAAUGAAAGAAUCUGGAGUAAUUAAUGAACAAAAUAUUGCAGAAUCUAAAGUAGCUCUAGUAUAUGGUCAAAUGAAUGAACCACCCGGAGCUCGUAUGAGAGUUGGUUUAACUGCCCUAACUAUGGCGGAAUAUUUUCGAGAUGUCAAUGAGCAAGAUGUACUUCUAUUUAUUGACAAUAUCUUCCGCUUCGUUCAAGCAGGAUCUGAAGUAUCUGCCUUAUUGGGUCGAAUGCCCUCUGCUGUGGGUUAUCAACCCACUCUUAGUACUGAAAUGGGUUCUUUACAAGAAAGAAUCACUUCUACCAAAGAAGGGUCCAUAACUUCUAUUCAAGCAGUUUAUGUACCUGCAGACGAUUUAACUGACCCUGCCCCUGCUACGACAUUUGCACAUUUAGAUGCUACUACUGUACUAUCAAGAGGAUUAGCCGCCAAAGGUAUCUAUCCAGCAGUAGAUCCUUUAGAUUCAACCUCAACUAUGCUCCAACCUCGAAUCGUUGGUGAAGAACAUUAUGAGACUGCGCAACGAGUUAAACAAACUUUACAACGUUACAAAGAACUUCAAGACAUUAUAGCUAUCCUUGGCUUGGACGAAUUAUCCGAAGAAGAUCGCUUAACCGUAGCGAGAGCACGAAAAAUUGAGCGUUUCUUAUCACAACCUUUUUUCGUAGCAGAAGUUUUUACCGGUUCGGCUGGAAAAUAUGUUGGUCUAGUAGAAACAAUUAGAGGGUUUAAUUUGAUUCUUUCUGGAGAAUUAGACGGUCUUCCUGAACAAGCCUUUUAUUUGGUAGGUAAUAUCGAUGAAGCUACUGCGAAGGCUACGAACUUAGAAACGGAGAGCAAUUUGAAGAAAUGACUUUAAAUCUUUGUGUAUUGACCCCCAAUCGAAUUGUUUGGGAUUCAGAAGUGAAGGAAAUCAUUUUACCUACUAAUAGCGGACAAAUUGGAGUAUUACCUAAUCAUGCGCCUAUUGCCUCAGCUGUCGAUAUAGGUAUUUUGAGAAUACGUCUUAAAGACCAAUGGUUAACAAUGGCUCUGAUGGGGGGGUUUGCUAGAAUAAAUAAUAAUGAGAUAACUGUUUUAGUAAAUGAUGCGGAAAAGGGUAGUGACAUUGAUCCACAAGAAGCACAGCAAACUCUUGAAAUAGCAGAAACUAAUUUGAAUAAGGCUGAAGGCAAGAGACAAACAAUUGAAGCAAAUCUAGCUCUUAGACGAGCUAGAACACGAGUAGAGGCUAUCAAUGUUAUUUCAUAACAAGUUGAAAUUGAUGCGUCCCAAUAUCCGAAAACAAUAAAAAGAAAAAAGAAACA